GUCGCCGCAGUUGCAGCAGUUGCCUCCGCCAAGCCGGACACACGUUCCCCGGGGCCCCAGGCCAGGAGCGGUGCGCCAUGAAGUGUUGAGGAGCCCGCUGGGGGGGGGUGUGUGGUGGCAGAGCCGGGGCAGGUGAGGGGAGCUGCGGCCAGGUAAGGCGGCGGAGCACGCGGGAGGAGCGGCGGCAGCGGGGAGCCCGGCGGGUGCCAAAGUCAACCCAAACCGUUGAAUGUCAGACAGUGGUCAACCUCUGUCAGCAGCAGCCUUGCAGCUCUCCAUCCUCCAUGGGCAGGACCACUAAACAGUUCUCUUCUACAGCCUGUUCUAUGGUCCCAGGUAGUUAGUUCCUGAUUGCCAGCAGAAUGAAUAGAGAAACAGACUUAGAAACUACAAUGGAGGAGGACUCUCAGCCCAAUGAUGAAGUUGUUCCCUACAGUGAUGAUGAAACAGAGGAUGAACUUGAAGAUCGAGAGCCUGCAGUUGAACCAGAGCAAAAUCGUGUCAAUAGAGAAGCAGAGGAAAGUCGAGAGCCAGUCAGAAGAGACUGCACAUGGCAAGUGAAGGCAAAUGAUAGGAGUUUCCAUGAACAGCCCCAGUUUAUGAACACAACCUUCUUUUGUUUAAAAGAGAGUAAAUAUGCGAAUAAUGCAAUUAAAACCUACAAGUACAAUGCAGUUACCUUUUUACCAAUGAACUUAUUUGAGCAGUUCAAGAGGGCUGCCAAUUUCUACUUCCUGAUCCUCCUUAUCUUACAGGCAAUUCCUCAAAUAUCUACCUUGGCAUGGUAUACAACACUUGUGCCUUUACUUCUGGUGCUGGGCAUCACUGCAAUCAAAGAUCUUGUGGAUGAUGUGGCUCGCCAUAAAAUGGAUAAAGAGAUAAACAAUAGGACAUGUGAAGUUAUCAAGGAUGGCAGGUUCAAAAUUGCAAAAUGGAAAGAGGUUCAAGUUGGAGAUGUCAUUCGUCUGAAAAAAAAUGACUUCAUUCCUGCUGACAUUCUCCUCCUGUCCAGCUCAGAGCCUAACAGCCUCUGUUAUGUAGAAACUGCUGAAUUAGAUGGAGAAACAAAUUUGAAGUUCAAAAUGUCGCUUGAAGUAACAGAUCGCUAUCUCCAAAAAGAGAGUGCAUUGGCAGCAUUUGAUGGUUUCAUUGAAUGUGAAGAACCGAAUAACCGACUAGAUAAGUUUACAGGAACACUAUUCUGGAGAAACACAAGUUACUCUUUGGAUGCAGAUAAAAUUUUGCUGCGAGGCUGUGUGAUUAGAAAUACUGAUUUUUGCCAUGGCUUGGUCAUUUUUGCAGGAGCUGACACCAAAAUCAUGAAAAACAGUGGGAAGACCAGGUUUAAAAGGACUAAAAUUGAUGACUUGAUGAACUACAUGGUUUAUACGAUUUUUGUUGUCCUUAUACUCCUUUCUGCUGGUCUAGCUAUUGGACAUGCUUACUGGGAAGCACAGGUUGGUAAUUAUUCUUGGUACCUAUAUGAUGGAGAAGACUAUACGCCUUCAUAUCGUGGAUUCCUUAAUUUCUGGGGCUACAUCAUCAUUCUGAACACCAUGGUACCCAUCUCCCUCUAUGUCAGUGUUGAAAUCAUUCGUCUUGGACAGAGUUAUUUCAUAAACUGGGACCUACAAAUGUAUUAUCCUGAGAAGGACACACCAGCAAAGGCUAGAACAACCACGCUGAAUGAACAGCUUGGGCAGAUUCAUUACGUUUUCUCUGAUAAGACAGGAACAUUAACCCAGAAUAUCAUGACGUUUAAAAAGUGCUGCAUAAACGGGCAAAUAUAUGGGGACCACAGAAAUGCAUCCCAGCAUCACCACAGCAGGACAGAUGAAGUCGAUUUUAGUUGGAAUACGUAUGCAGAUGGAAAGCUUGUGUUUUAUGACCAUUAUCUGAUUGAACAAAUCCAGUCAGGGAAAGAGUCUGAAGUUCGACAGUUCUUCUUUUUGCUUGCAAUUUGUCACACUGUCAUGGUGGAUAGGUCUGAUGGGCAAAUCAACUACCAGGCAGCUUCUCCAGAUGAAGGGGCUCUAGUCACUGCUGCCCGCAACUUUGGUUUUGCCUUCCUUGCAAGGACACAGAACACGAUCACGAUAAGUGAGAUGGGAAUAGAGAGGACAUACAAUGUUCUGGCAAUCUUAGAUUUUAACAGUGAUCGAAAGAGAAUGUCUGUAAUUGUAAGAACACCGGAAGGUCAUGUUAGACUUUAUUGUAAAGGUGCUGACACUGUUAUUUAUGAACGGCUGCAUCCAAUGAAUCCUACCAAACAGGAAACACAGGAUGCCCUGGAUAUCUUUGCAAAUGAGACACUUAGAACAUUGUGCCUUUGCUAUAAAGAAAUUAGUGAAAAAGAGUAUGCAGAAUGGAAUAAAAAAUUCAUGGCUGCCAGUAUUGUCACGACUAAUCGCGAUGAAGCCCUAGAUAGAGUUUAUGAAGAAAUUGAAAAAGAUCUAAUUUUGCUGGGAGCUACAGCUAUUGAAGACAAACUACAAGAUGGUGUCCCAGAAACCAUUUCAAAACUUGCAAAAGCAGACAUUAAGAUCUGGGUGCUUACUGGGGACAAGAAAGAAACAGCUGAAAACAUCGGCUUUGCUUGUGAACUUUUGACAGAGGACACUACAAUCUGCUAUGGUGAAGAUAUUAAUGCUCUUCUACAUACAAGGAGGGAAAACCAGAAGAAUAGAGCUGGGGUUUAUGCAAAAUUCUCUCCUGCUGUGAAUGAACCUUUCUUUCCAACUGGUGGAAACCGGGCUUUAAUCAUCACUGGUUCCUGGUUGAAUGAAAUUCUUCUAGAAAAGAAGACAAAGCGAAGUAAAAUCCUGAAACUGAAAUUCCCCAGGACAGAAGAGGAAAGACGGAUACGUACUCAGAGUAAAAGGAGACUUGAGGCUAACAAAGAACAGCAGCAGAAGAAUUUUGUUGACUUAGCAUGUGAGUGCAGCGCAGUUAUCUGCUGCAGGGUCACUCCCAAGCAGAAGGCCAUGGUGGUGGAACUCGUGAAGAGAUACAAGAAAGCCAUAACACUGGCCAUUGGAGAUGGUGCCAACGAUGUGAAUAUGAUUAAGACUGCCCACAUUGGUGUUGGCAUAAGUGGACAAGAAGGCAUGCAAGCAGUCAUGUCUAGUGAUUACUCUUUUGCUCAGUUCAGAUAUCUGCAAAGACUAUUGUUGGUCCACGGUCGAUGGUCCUACAUCAGGAUGUGCAAGUUUCUCAGAUACUUCUUCUACAAGAACUUUGCAUUCACUUUGGUUCACUUCUGGUAUUCCUUCUUCAAUGGGUACUCAGCACAGACUGCUUAUGAAGACUGGUUCAUCACGCUCUACAAUGUACUAUAUUCAAGCCUCCCUGUGCUGCUGGUUGGCUUGCUGGAUCAGGAUGUGAGUGACAAACUGAGUCUUCGCUUCCCCAGCUUGUAUGUAGUAGGGCAGAGAGACUCAUUGUUUAACUAUAAGAAGUUCUUCAUAAGCUUGUUCCAUGGAGUCUUAACAUCACUGAUCCUCUUCUUCAUACCAUUUGGGGCUUUUCUACAAACCAUGGGGCAAGAUGGGGAGGCACCUUCUGACUACCAAUCCUUUGCUGUUACAAUUGCAUCUGCUCUUACAAUAACAGUCAAUUUUCAGAUUGGCUUAGAUACUUCCUACUGGACUUUUGUGAAUGCUUUUUCCAUUUUUGGGAGCAUUGCUCUUUACUUUGGUGUCAUGUUUGACUUUCACAGUGCAGGAAUCCAUGUUCUCUUCCCAUCUGCUUUCCAAUUCACAGGAACUGCUUCAAAUGCCCUGAGGCAGCCAUACCUUUGGCUGACCAUCAUUUUAACAGUUGCAGUGUGCUUGCUUCCCAUUAUUGCCUUACGUUUCUUAUGUAUGACAAUCUGGCCAUCAGAAAGCGAUAAGAUUCAGAAAAGUCGUAAGAAGUAUAAAGCAGAAGAGCAGUGGAAACGAAGGCAAAAUGUGUUUCGACGGGGAGCGUCAUCUCGUCGCUCUGCUUAUGCUUUCUCCCAUCAGCGGGGAUAUGCUGACCUCAUCUCCUCAGGACGGAGCUUACGCAAAAAACGAUCUCCAUUGGAUGCAAUAAUAGCUGAUGGAACUGCAGAAUAUAGACGAACUGUAGAGAGCUGAUGUAAAUUUUUCCGUGGGAAUAGUUUUACUGAAAUAAUUGCACAAAGAAAAACAUAUAUUAUGCAUAUAUUUUUUUAUGACCAAAUCUCAGGACAUUUUUAAAAACUGAAUUUGACACAGGGAUAUUGAAGAUGAGCAAUUUUUAUAUAUGAAAAACCACUUGGCUGGGACUAUUAAAAAUUAAACAAGCCAAGUAUGGGUAUUUUUUUUUAAAAAUUCCAUUAGUCAAACAUUUAUACUCAUGAAUUUGUUACUCAAAAGGUUUAUUUUCUAGAACCUUAAACUCAUAGUGAUGUGACACUUGAAACAGCAAAUACACUCACACACACACACACACACACACACACACACACACACACACACACACACACACACACACACACACACACACAGAGUGUCAGUAAUAUUCAACCAAAAUGUUCAUUAAGCUCUCUAGGCCACUAUAUUAAUGUGAAUUUUUCACUCAAGAGGAUACCAGCAUAAGAGUAUAAUUAAAAAUUCCUUAUCUGGGAGCUGAGGGUUUCAAAGGCCUCUGUGGAGUUAUAAAUGGGCUACAUGGUUUUAUGCUCUCCUUGCUUUUAAGAUAUUUGGUUUAACAAAUUAGUGCAAUCCAAAACAAGUCCAUUGAACUUGGCACAUCUCCUUUGCUUCUUUUUAGUGCAAGUCUAAUACAGUACAUUAUAAGUUUUAAUCUUCUCAAAGCAUGUCAUUUAGGAAACCUCCUAAAGUCCUACUAUAAAAACCUCCUUUUUUUUUCUAAAAAGAAAAUCUACAUUUUUUGUUUGUAAUACAACUAUGUAAAUGUGGAAAAUAGUGAUAAAUCACCAAGUAUUUUGCAGAGCUUUCUUUUGAGAAGCAAACUUUUGUGCCUGCCUAUAUAUAAUUAUAAAGUAUUUUUAUAAGGGAAAUGAGUAACAGAGACCUCAUUCUUUUUCACUCGGAUGUUUCUAUAGCUGACUUGAGAAAAAGAAAAGGAUGUUAUUAACCACAUUUCGAAGGAUGUCAGUAUGUGUUCAUUUCAAAUUAUCAUUUUAGUUUAAUUAUGGAAAGCAUCCUUUAAAGAGGUAAAAACUCUUUUUGUCCAAAGGCUUUCCUCAUUCUGUCUAGAACAUACACUAGUGUCUUUUGCUAGUGAAUUUAUAAACAUGUUUCACCAAUACUGCCCUAUACCAGUACGCUGCUGCUCGAUGUUAAAAGUGUCUGCCUAUCACGUUAAUUCCUUUUAAGGAGCUUUAAAAUGUAUAUAGUUCUUCCAGGUGCGACAAGAGAAUGUAUAGUUCUUCAUUUUGUGGAAAUAAAUUAAAGAAAGUUUACAACUUUUCCUUUAUCAUGUGAAUAAAAAGGAAUGUAAAAUUCACUUUUUUUUAAACAAAGGUAAACUGAGUGUAUAAUUCUGUCAAUUUCAUAUUUCUCUUCUGUUUUGUGGUAAUUGAAUGUGGGGAAGAUUGGUAAUGCGAAUGUGUCAAAGACUUCUACUGUAGGGUGCAAUAUUAACAAUCUUAUUAUGCAAAUUGCUUUGGAAAAUGAUUUCCUUUUAUCUGUAAAUCUGAGACUUUAUGUGUAAAUAUUUUGUUUAAAGAGUAAUAAAUGCUUUAGUAAUA
Phascolarctos cinereus (koala) is the source of this 5719-nucleotide messenger RNA. It is a transcript of the gene ATP8B1, whose product is annotated as ATPase phospholipid transporting 8B1. Gene Ontology annotation, molecular function: ATPase-coupled intramembrane lipid carrier activity; magnesium ion binding; ATP hydrolysis activity. Gene Ontology annotation, biological process: phospholipid translocation; Golgi organization. NCBI's taxonomy places the organism in Eukaryota, Metazoa, Chordata, Mammalia, Diprotodontia, Phascolarctidae. The record is from RefSeq and is a predicted model, not a curated record. Gene Ontology annotation, cellular component: plasma membrane; trans-Golgi network.